This is a messenger RNA of Drosophila miranda, 1496 nucleotides long. Its product is annotated as protein argonaute-2-like. Bases 133 to 732 code for a protein of 199 amino acids. Lineage: Eukaryota; Metazoa; Arthropoda; Insecta; Diptera; Drosophilidae. The transcript is spliced from 3 exons. The record is from RefSeq and is a predicted model, not a curated record.
CGUCAAAGAUAUUUAGAGUAAAAAGUUUGGCAUCAGAAAACAGGAAAUAAAUAUUGCAGUCAUUCGAAACAAUUCAGUCGUCGGGAACAGAUAUAAAAUUCGACAAAAAUAAAAAUAAUAAAAAAUAUAAAAAUGGGAAAGGAAAAUAAAUAUAAACCGAAUGCCGAAAAACCAACCAAACCAACCAUGAAGCGGUACUUCGGCAAGCCCCUCCAACAGCAUCAACUAAAAGCUGGAGAACAGGUUACUCACCCUCCAUAUGGAGGUCCUGCCGCCUCUGGUUUGCAGAAGCAGAAGCAGGAAGAGGAGCAAGGAGAAUGGCAGACACAAAGGUGUCAGAAGAGGCGCGAUAAGGCCGGGGAAGGCUGGGGCGGAAAGCAGCAGCAGCAGCAGCGUCUUCAGGGCCACAAUGAACAACACCAAGGAGGCUCCCAGUUCUAUGGUCCACCAAAACCGCAAGACGAACUCCCAAAAUGGCCAAGAGCCCAGAACCGAGGUCUGCCUCUGCAGCCUCUGCUCCCUCGGACCCAAAAAGUAAUGCCGCCACUCCCAGCAGGCACCAUGAAACGUGGAACUUUGGGAAAACCAGGACAAGUAUCUGUUAAUUAUCUCGACGUUAACUUGGAUAAAAUGCCUGCGGUGGCCUAUCAGUACGAUGUGAAGAUCACGUCAGUAUUUCCUAAGAAGGAGGGCGACAUCGACGUCGCUGCUCCCCAGUUCGGUUUCCGAUGAGGGCUUUGCAUUGUCGACUUCCAAUUCGAUUGAGGAAGCGAAUUGAGUGCGUAGAACGGAUUCAUUGCUCGAAUUUACACUGGACACUGACAUUGUAUCUCAAAAGAAUUAACAACAAAUUUGGGAAAAAUCUAGAAGUUAUAAAUGGAAGCUCACAAGCACAUCCGAUGACAAUUUAUUAAAAAAUAUUGAACUUUUCGACAAGUUCUCUCUGCGCUUCAACGAACGCAUUUUAUUCAUCAAAGAUGUUAUAGGACCAAGUGAAAUAUGUUGCUGGUCCUUUUAUGGGCACGGAAAAAAGGUUGCUGAAGUGUGUUGUACUUCUAUAGUUUAUGCAACUGAUCGAAAACAUAAUAAAGUGGAAUUUCCUGAGGCACGUAUUUACGAAGAAACACUUAAAGUGUUGCUAUACGAGAAUCGAAACGCCCCUGACCAAGAUCUAAUGCAGGCCACAUCUUCUGUACGUGUGGGGGUGUUAGCGGAACAAGCAUGCAUCAGUAUACAAGCGACGAAGAGGAAGAGCGAACUGGACUAGCGCGGUUGCAAUCAAACAAACGGAACAACCCCACAUGACACGCAUAGGUUUUUUAUAAACUCAGUUUUGAUGGCGUUGCCUAUCUACAAGUUCAGCUCGUUGCUGACUUCUAGCGUCAGUAAAUGUAUAAAACGCGAUCGGAUGUAUAGUUCAUUAAUAUAAUUUUUUAAAUAAAAAUUAACCCUAUCUGAAACUGUUUACAAAUGAAAUUAAAAGAACCGUCGAAUAA